UAAAAUAAUACUACUACUACUACGUAACAACACAUGGCUCUGAGAAGUAGACUCAUUUAUACAUUGAAUUAAAGUAAAAUUUAAAUAAUUUUUUUUAAAGAAGAAGAAGAAGCUUUCUGCUUUACUGGUGGAAAACCACAAUAAUAAAAUUAAGAUUCUUAAUUAGUGAAAAAUGUAUUAAGUGGUAUCGCAUUAAUUGAUUUAAUUAUGGCAGUAACAACAGCUUCUGGAAUUCCUGACAAACAUUGGCAACCACCAUUUGUUUCCCUUGAAACAUCAAUGGGAGAAAUAAUUAUUGAACUCUAUUGGAAACAUGCACCAAUUACUUGUAGAAAUUUUGCAGAACUUGCUAGACGUGGAUAUUACAAUGGCACAAAAUUCCAUAGGAUAAUUAGAGAUUUUAUGAUUCAAGGAGGGGAUCCAACCGGGACAGGAAAAGGAGGAGUGUCCAUUUAUGGAGAAUGUUUUGAUGAUGAAAUUCAUGAUGAUUUGAAACACGCUGGAGCUGGAAUUUUGUCGAUGGCUAAUUCUGGUCCAGAUUCAAAUGGAUCUCAAUUUUUUAUUACACUGGCUCCAACUCAAUGGUUAGAUGGAAAACAUGCCAUUUUUGGACGAAUUCACAGUGGAAUGGCAAUUGUAAAAAGAAUUGGACUUGUAGAAACUGAUAAAAAUGAUAGACCGAUCGACGACGUUAAAAUAGUGAAAUCAUCAAUCGUGCAGUUCUCGAUCUUGGAGCAGUAGAACCCGUUCCAAUACUAAACAUUCCACCAGCAGGAGCUGUGAAAUUACUUGUUCCUGGUGCCGGUGCAUUAAAAGUUGUUGUCGUUGAUGCGCCAAAAUUAAUACUUGGUCCUGCU
Leptopilina boulardi is the source of this 857-nucleotide messenger RNA. It is a transcript of the gene Cypl, whose product is annotated as peptidyl-prolyl cis-trans isomerase-like 1. Gene Ontology annotation, biological process: protein folding; protein peptidyl-prolyl isomerization. The coding region runs from base 208 to 741 and encodes 177 amino acids. The record is from RefSeq and is a predicted model, not a curated record. Gene Ontology annotation, molecular function: peptidyl-prolyl cis-trans isomerase activity. Gene Ontology annotation, cellular component: catalytic step 2 spliceosome. The transcript is spliced from 6 exons. NCBI's taxonomy places the organism in Eukaryota, Metazoa, Arthropoda, Insecta, Hymenoptera, Figitidae.